Molecule: messenger RNA, 886 nt
Organism: Dacryopinax primogenitus
Lineage: Eukaryota; Fungi; Basidiomycota; Dacrymycetes; Dacrymycetales; Dacrymycetaceae
Product: 40S ribosomal protein S3
Exons: 5
Coding region: 1-780 (259 amino acids)
Biological process (GO): translation
Cellular component (GO): cytosolic small ribosomal subunit; nucleus
Molecular function (GO): structural constituent of ribosome; RNA binding
Source: RefSeq, a predicted model, not a curated record
AUGGGACAUGGAUUCUGGGUGGAUGCGGCCUCCACCACCAUCUCCAAGAAGAGAAAGUUCGUUGCUGACGGUGUCUUCCGUGCUGAACUCGGCGAGUUCUUCACUCGUGAGCUCGCUGAAGAGGGUUACUCCGGCUGCGAGGUCCGUGUCACACACGCUCGCACUGAGAUCAUCAUCCGUGCCACCCACACCCAGGAGGUCCUCGGCGAGAAGGGCCGCCGCAUUCGCGAGCUUACCGCGCUCGUCCAGAAGCGUUUCAAGUUCCCAGAGAACUCCCUUGAGCUGUACGCCGAGAAGGUCCAGAACCGUGGUCUGUCCGCUGUUGCACAGUGCGAAUCUUUGAGGUACAAGCUUCUCGGUGGUCUUGCCGUCCGCAGGGCAUGCUACGGUGUGCUUCGCUUCGUCAUGGAGUCUGAAGCUAAGGGCUGCGAAGUCAUCGUUUCCGGCAAGCUCCGUGCUGCUCGUGCCAAGUCCAUGAAGUUCACCGACGGUUUCAUGAUCCACUCCGGUCAACCCGCUCGCGAUUUUGUCGACUACGCUGUCCGCCACGUCCUCCUCCGCCAAGGUGUCCUCGGUAUCAAGGUGAAGAUCAUGAAAGCCUGGGAUCCAGAAGGACGCCUCGGCCCUCGCAAACCCCUUCCCGAUACCGUCACCAUUAUCGAGCCCCCGAUCGACAAGCUCAUCACCGAGCCUCUGUCGGAACAGAAGGGCCCACAGGAGCAGGCUAUCCCCCCACCGGCACCUCAACAGCCGGUGGAAGAGCAGCUAGUUCAGGAGUAGACCGUUAUUCCCUGGCUUUACGCGUUACGUUUCUUUGUCAUGUUCUACCUGUGAAAAAGCAGAGUGUUCUGCUACAAUCAUCUUGAUGGAGUGACAUAUAUGUGGG